ACUCUGCUUCUCUGAUUUUGAUGCACAUAAUAGGAGAGAGAGAAAGAGAAAGAGUGAGAGAGAGAGAGAUUGGGACUUGGGAGGAGUAGUGUACAAGUUUUGCACACAGCAUUCAUUCAUUCAAACCCCCAAAAAGAAACACAAGGGGCUUGGGAUCUUUUCUGCAUUUGGGUAUUUUUCUCUCUAAAAUUGACCAAAGGAGAGAAAAACCAGGCCCCAGAAAGAUUCUCAUCUGGCUCUUGCAUAGUAGGGUUUUUGGUGUUUUCAAGAGGGUUUUGAGGGUUUGAGAUAAUGCUGAGGAAAAGGAGCAGAUCACAACAGAAAGAUCAACAACACCACAUGGUGUCUGAUGCUAAUCCUGAGUCCUGUUUUCAAUCUGAUGUUUUGGGUUUGCAAAACAAAAACAAUUCCUUUUUCAAUGUCCCUGGUGUGUUUGUAGGGUUCAGCCCUAAAGUUUCAGAGUCUGAUUCAGUUUGGAGCCCAACCUCUCCCUUGGAUUUUAGGGUUUUAUCAAAUCUAACCAACCCUUUUAGGUCCCCAAGAUCAUCAUCCCAUGAGGGUAGGCAUCAAAGGAGGUGGGAUUGCAAUAAAGUAGGCCUGGGCAUUAUUGAUUCUCUUGAUGAUGCAAAACAUUCUGGGAAAAUUCUCCGAUCAUCGGAUAGUAUGAAUAUUCUUUUUGGACCACAGAUGAGGAUUAAAACCCCAAUUUGUCGAAAUGGGAUUGAUUUUCUUGAGGCACCCAAGUCUUUGCCAAAAAAUUAUGGAGUUUUUCCUCAUACCCAGAUCAAACAAUCCAAUCUUCAUAUGGGUAGCAACUCUAAUGUUCUGUUUGGUAUCGGAGAAACCCCAUUCAAACCUGAGAAAAUGAUAUCUUUUUCACUGGAUUCUGGGAGGUCUGGGUCACAUCUAACCAGUUUUGCAAACCAUAGUGCCGAUUCAAGUUUUGGGAAUUUUGGUUCUGGAAAUGGAAAAACCCCAGUGAGCUUGCCUUCUCAAUUAAGCGGAGGAAGCCAAAAUUUUGGCGAUUCAUUGGCGACAAAGCUGAAUUCAAUCCCGAUUUCUGUUAGCUCUGGCCAUGAUUUUAUUGGGUCCCUAUCGGCAAGUGAGAUUGAGCUUUCUGAGGAUUAUACUUGUGUGAAAACAUAUGGUCCAAACCCGAAAACAACUCAUAUUUUUGGUGACUGCAUUUUAGAAUGUCACGACAAUUGCUUAACUGACUUGUCUAAGAAUGAAGAACAGAAGAUUCGAUUGCCUUUGGCGGCAAUUUCAGUUAAUUGCUCUGAAGUCCCUCCUCUAUAUCCAUCCAUUGACUUUUUGAGCUUUUGUUACUCUUGCAAGAAGAAGCUGGAAGGAGAAGAUAUUUACAUGUACAGAGGUGAGAAAGCGUUUUGCAGUUGGGGUUGCCGUUCACAGGAGAUUUUGAUUGAGGAGGCAAUGGAGAAAACUGACAUUGCUUCUCCUAAAAACUCUCCAGAGGCAAACAGCUGUGAGGAACAUUUGGAAACCGGCAUGUUCAUCGCUACAUAAAGGGUUGCAGUGGUGAUUGCUUUCCUCUAGCCACUAUGCCCAUGAUUGAUGAAAUCGUCACAAAGGUAUACAACGCCCCUUGAUCAUCUGUUUGUCAAGAGCUGUUUAUGAUCAUCGCGUGCAUUGGUCCUUUUGCUGAUUGUUAUUUCAUUGUUCAUGGUCUUAGUGGGUAGUAGUGAGUUAAAAGACCAUCUAGUUUUGCUCUUAAUAAUCCUGACAUGGCUAUCGAUAAUAAUGUUAAACUUUGAGGGAUUAUUAUGGUUAAGGCAAUAAUUCGUAAAUUACUUACCUACAAGACCAUUUGAUUAAAAUGUUCUUCUAAGGUC
Molecule: messenger RNA, 1853 nt
Organism: Camellia sinensis
Lineage: Eukaryota; Viridiplantae; Streptophyta; Magnoliopsida; Ericales; Theaceae
Product: FCS-Like Zinc finger 10
Source: RefSeq, a predicted model, not a curated record